AUGGACGGGAGCUCAGCAGCAGCCACCAUGGAGACCCCGAGACGAGCCGGACCCCCCCCGGUGCCCACGGUGCUGGAUGAGCUCAGCGUCACCCUGUCUCCAGAAGAGACACCAAAUCCCUUCUACGAGCUACUUCCAGGAUCUAACAGCAGACACUUCUACACUCAGGUGAAACCGUCCUCAGGCCGUCUCCUCAGCAGCAGCCGGUCCUUGUUGCUAGGCAACCUGGGACACAACAGCAGACUUCUCUCUGUUGGUUUGAUAUUUGUGUUUGAAUGUUCAGUGUCCAACAGAAGCUUUGUCGUGCUGCAACACAACUGGACUCAGAUAUUCAGCGGUGAGACGAUCUCUGUCAGGUGUGAGAUCCAGGGAGGAGGAGACACCCAGUGGGAAUAUGAAUGGAGGACAACAAGCUCCCACCAACCAGUCACUGGUCCAGACACAGCUCCCACACACAGUGAAUACAGGCUGGGCACUGCCUCUGUUUUCCACAGUGGAGAGUACUGGUGUAAGGCCAGAGCGGACUGGUAUUCCUCAACAGAGUGGAGCGAGGCCUUCCAGCUGAGAGUAACACCCGAUAAACCCAGGCCCAGGCUGACUGCCGAUAACACAACCCUCACAGGAAAUGGAAGCGUAGCACUGAGCUGCUCUGUGGAGAACCCGUCUGAGUGGAGAUACGACUGGUUCAGAAGAACCUCAGCCUCCUCUGCAGCUCAGAUCCUAAGAUAUAAUGAAACAGAUGAUGGAAUCAGCAUCUCAGAGGAAGGCAUCUACAGCUGCAGAGGACGGAGAGGAGACACAACCUUCCUCACAGAGGACAGCAACCGAGUCACAAUAGAGAACAGAGUUUCCCACAAGGCGUCUGUGGCCCUGCAGCCUGACUGGUCUCUGGUCUUCAGCGGUGAGACGAUCACUGUCCGGUGUGAGGUCCCUGCAGAUGUACCAGCUGAGUGGGAGUAUGAAUGGACCAAACCCAACUCAACUACGGUUCCAACACACGAUGAAUACAGGAUUGUCAAUGCGUCCUCGUCCGACAGUGGAAGCUACAGGUGUUUGGCUAAAGACAAGAAGAACUUGAAUUCCACGACCAAGUGGAGCGAUGACGUCACAUUAACAGUUUCUGAAAGACCAGCGGCGAACCUGAGUGCUGACCACAGAGCCUUUCCAGUAGGGGGCAGUGUGCUCCUGACCUGCUCCGUGGGCCCAGCAUCACCUGGAUGGAAGUAUUAUUGGUUCAGAGGUGAGAAAACCUCGGAGCCCCUGACGGAUGAGGAUUUCAAGUCCCAUGGACAAAGUGCUAGUGCCUCACGUGAAGGACUGUACUGGUGCAGAGGAGGAAGAGGAGAUCCAGUUCACUACACCCAGUACAGUAACUCAGUCAGGAUUCAUGGAAUCGUCCACAACAGAGCUGCUGCGACUCUUCAACCCAACUGGCCGAACAGAUACAGAGGAGAAGCCGUCACCCUGAGGUGUGAGAUCCAGGGAGGAGACUCUGAGUGGGAGUAUGAAUGGACAGCAACCAGCUCACAGGCACCUCCCAACACAAAGGAGUUCAGGAUCAGUCUGGGGUCAGAUCUGAGCGGCAGCUACUGGUGUCAGGGCCGACUGAAAGGUGCACGGCAGAACUCCACAGGAUGGAGUGCUCCCCUCACCUUGUCUAACGCGGCUGCACCACCACCUGUCGUCACUGUGUCUCCGUCAUGGCUGACUCCUGGAGCCUCCGGGACUCUCACCUGUGGGGGGGGUCCACAGCCGACUGCAGGGUGGAGGUUCUACUGGUACAGAGCUCACCCCAUUAGUUCGGAUCCAGUCCCCAGAUGUCCACAGUCAUCUCAAUUUGAUCCGCCUGAUAGGUACAUUCUUAACAAGUUCAGUUAUGAGCUGCUCCCAGGAAGCGACGGAGGAACUGAACAAAACUCCUUCGUCAUCCAAGGCCUGACGGAGUCAGCAGGUUAUGCAUGUCGAGCUGGAAGAGGAGACCCCGUGUUUUACACUGAGUACAGUGAGACAACGUGGGUGUGGUCUGGAGAUUCCUAUUCGUCAGUGUCUCUCACAGUGAGUCCGGACUCAGUGCAGCACUUCUAUAGUGACAAGAUCCAUCUGACCUGCAAGGGAAACUCUGCUAAGUGGAGAUUGUGGAUGUUUACUGAAGACGAAGUAGAAUUGUGUGACUUCCUGUCUGAGUGGGAGCUGGUUUCCUUCUGGUCCCACCAGUGUCUCCUCAGCCAGUUGCUCAUGUCUGCAGUGGUCAGCUGGUCUUUGCCCAGUGAAGCUCUGCAGCUGAUGGAUGUUUCCUCCACAUGA
This is a messenger RNA of Limanda limanda (common dab), 2304 nucleotides long. RefSeq lists its product as uncharacterized. Gene Ontology annotation, biological process: cell surface receptor signaling pathway. Gene Ontology annotation, molecular function: transmembrane signaling receptor activity. The record is from RefSeq and is a predicted model, not a curated record. NCBI's taxonomy places the organism in Eukaryota, Metazoa, Chordata, Actinopteri, Pleuronectiformes, Pleuronectidae. The coding region runs from base 1 to 2304 and encodes 767 amino acids. The transcript has 10 exons.